Messenger RNA from Perkinsus marinus ATCC 50983, 534 nucleotides. RefSeq lists its product as hypothetical. The transcript has a single exon. Bases 1 to 534 code for a protein of 177 amino acids. The record is from RefSeq and is a predicted model, not a curated record. NCBI's taxonomy places the organism in Eukaryota, Perkinsozoa, Perkinsida, Perkinsidae.
AUGUGCGUUCAAGGGCUCCUCGUUCUCAACUCCAUACGGCAUGCAUGCUUCCUGGAUGAGAACAUGCGCACAGCUCAACAGGAUUUCCGCGAUCUUCUGCUACGGGUGCGUGAUGGGAGUCAGACAGAGGACGAAAACCAGAUAUUCCUCGACAGACACCUUCAUGCUCUCCCCGCUGUGGAGAAGGCGUCGUUCGCAGAAGCUGUACUGACAACCCCUACACGCGAACGAGCGCUCUCAGUCAACAGAGCGCCGUUGGAUGUACUUGCUGCAGGCUUGGUUAACGUGAAGGCUAUCCAUUCUGGCCGCGGCGCUUCAUCAGCCACAGACGAGAUAGCUAAAGGACUAUCCAGCCAUGUGCAGUUGAAGGUUGGGGUUCCAGUGAUGCUCACGGCUACUCCAGCUGUUAUGUGUGGGCUCACUAACGGCUCAUUUGGCCGUGUUGCUGCCAGCAACUUGCUGGAUUUAUGUCUGCGGACCAUCAUGAUGGAGGAGUGGGUAUGUGACAUACCGUAUGUCUAUUGUCCUUGUUGA